Messenger RNA from Caretta caretta (loggerhead turtle), 561 nucleotides. RefSeq names its product alpha-ketoglutarate dehydrogenase subunit 4 (gene KGD4). Gene Ontology annotation, cellular component: oxoglutarate dehydrogenase complex. The record is from RefSeq and is a predicted model, not a curated record. Gene Ontology annotation, biological process: 2-oxoglutarate metabolic process. Lineage: Eukaryota; Metazoa; Chordata; Testudines; Cheloniidae. Gene Ontology annotation, molecular function: oxoglutarate dehydrogenase (succinyl-transferring) activity.
AUCCUGGCUUCAGCCCCGCCCCCUGCCGCGUCCCCGCCUCUCGCGGUGGGCGCCGUGCGCGCGGGCAGGAGGAUGCAGUAACUGGCUGCGGGUCACUAUGGGCAGCAAGAUGGCGGCUGCCAGCAGGGUCGUUCAGGUAGUCAAGCCACAUACACCCUUAAUCAAGUUCCCGGACAGAAAAAAUAGCCCCAAACCUAAAAUGCAGGAAUCUCUACAAGCAAGGGUACCACCACUCCAUGCUUCAGCAGCACAUAUGUCUGUAGGAGACAGACCACAAGCCCUUCAAAACAUUUCAUCCAUUAAUAGAGUACAAGGCGCACCAGACACAACAGAAUUAGUAAAAACAUUACCUCAAAAGUACAGGAGAAAGCUGAUAUCAGAUGAGGAGAUGGAAUACAUUCAACGUGGAGGUCCAGAAUAAUUACAGAAGAUACUUGUUCACUACUGUUGAAUGAAUUAUUGUACUCACAUUAAAGGCCUUCCUCACUCUAUGAAUGUUAUAAACAGUUUAAUAGCUUUAAUAAAGACCCUGUAUAAAGGGGUGAGAAAGAUGAGACUUUA